GAAGGAGGCGGAAGCUGGGGCCGGGGAAAGGGCCGGUCCAAAGGCUAGCCAAUCUGCUGGCAAGGUUUCCUUCGCUUUGACCAAUAAAAUCACGCCUCGCACACAAUGUCUCCCGACAAGGGCGUUUAGCCAGCACGUUAGGGCGCGUUGGGCGGUGUCCGGGUAUAAAAGACUCCGCCCGCCCGGGCAGCCGCCAUUCUGGAGUUCGUUUAGAGGUUUGAAUUUUCUCGGAGAAAGACAGGCCGGCCACGAGGAAAACAGAAACGAGCCGCAACAACAUCUAAGCCCUUGAAAGGAUCCAGAGGGGGGAAAGGGAAAACCGCAGCCACCAGCCCAACCACUUGUGUCUUCUGCCCUUGCCCACCCAUCUUGCCCAACCCACCAGCCCACGCUGCUUGGGACUUGAGAUCUGUGGCCGAAGGACCGUCACCACAUACCUUCAAAAAUAAUCAACCACCCUCCCUUCCCAAACCCAACCCAAUUUCACUUAUCCAGCGUUUACUUUUUUGCAUCCACUCAGAAUUUUUUUUUUCUACGACCCCCCUCCCUAAAUGGAGUCGGGUGGGGGGAAAAUGAAUACUGAGUUGGCCUUUCUUUUUUAAGAGACUUUUUGAUCCAAUGAGGCCCCCUAAAUAAUUGAGUUUUGGGUCCUGGUUGGUUGUUUUAUUUUUUUUCUCCAAAUUUUGCCCCCUCCCCCCCUGAGCCCGAGGUGCUGACGUCGCAAAAAAAUUGGAUAAAACUAAAAUCAUGGGUUCUGGGCCCAUAGACCCCAAAGAGCUUCUCAGGGGCCUGGACAGCUUCCUAAACCGAGAUGGGGAAGUCAAGAGUGUGGAUGGGAUUUCCAAGAUCUUCAGUCUGAUGAAGGAAGCCCGGAAGAUGGUGAGUCGCUGCACGUACUUGAACAUUCUGCUCCAAACCCGCUCAUCAGAAAUACUGAUCAAGUUCAUUGACGUAGGAGGCUACAAGCUUCUUAACAACUGGCUGACGUAUUCCAAGACGACCAGCAAUGUUCCCCUCCUCCAGCAAAUCCUGAUGACCCUCCAGCACCUGCCGCUCACUGUGGACCAUCUCAAGCAGAACAACACAGCCAAGCUGGUGAAGCAGCUGAGCAAGUCAAGCGAGGAUGAAGAGCUCCGGAAGCUGGCCUCUGUCCUCGUCAGCGACUGGAUGGCAGUCAUCCGCUCCCAGAGCAGCGCCCCGCCUGCUGAAAAAGAUAAGAAAAAGCGAAAAGAAGAGGGAAGGAGUCGAACCGCACCUCCCGAGCGACCUGUGGCGGAGGUAAAGACUGAGGCCCGAGCCGAGGAGGCCCCGGAGAAGAAGAAGGAGAAGCCCAAGUCUCUCCGCACCACCGCCCCCAGCCAUGCCAAGUUCCGCUCCACCGGCCUCGAGCUGGAGACGCCAUCCUUGGUGCCUGUGAAGAAGAACGCCAGCGCCGUGAUGGUCUCCGACAAGUACAACCUCAAGCCCAUCCCCCUGAAGCGCCAGAGUGCCACAGCUACUCCGGGAGACGUGCCCCCGCCCGUGGAGAAGAAGUACAAGCCGCUGAACACCACCCCCAACGCCACCAAGGAGAUCAAAGUGAAGAUCAUCCCGCCGCAGCCUAUGGAGGGCCUGGGCUUUCUGGAUGCUCUCAAUUCAGCCCCUGUCCCAGGCAUCAAAAUUAAGAAGAAGAAGAAGGUGCUGUCACCUACUGCUGCCAAGCCCAGCCCCUUCGAAGGGAAGACGAGCACAGAACCAAGCACAGCCAAACCCUCGUCACCAGACCCAGCCCCGCCUUCUGAGGACGUGGACCGCCCUGGCACCCCGGUGCCACCUGUGGAAGUCCCGGAGCUCAUGGACACAGCCUCUCUGGAGCCAGGAGCCCUGGACGCCAAGCCGGUGGAGAGCCCCGGGGAUCCCGGCCAGCUGACCCGGAAGGGCAGGAAGAGGAAGACCGUGACGUGGCCUGAGGAGAGCAAGCUGAGGGAGUACUUCUAUUUCGAGCUGGAUGAGACCGAACGGGUAAAUGUGAAUAAAAUCAAGGACUUCGGAGAGGCAGCCAAGAGAGAGAUACUGUCAGACCGACAUGCGUUCGAGACGGCCCGGCGUCUGAGCCACGACAACAUGGAGGAGAAGGUGCCCUGGGUGUGCCCCCGGGCCCUGGUGCUGCCCUCGCCUCUUGUCAGCCCCGGGAGCAACAGCCAGGAGCGAUACAUCCAGGCUGAGCGGGAGAAGGGGAUCCUUCAGGAGCUCUUCCUGAACAAGGAGAGCCCUCACGAGCCUGACCCUGAGCCCUAUGAGCCCCUGCCCCCCAAGCUCAUCCCCCUGGAUGAGGAGUGUGCCAUGGAUGAGACCCCGUACGGGGAAGCCCUGGAGCCAGGGGGCUCGGGCGGCUCUCCCGACGGGGCGGCUGGCUCCAAGCUGCCGCCGGUGCUGGCCAACCUGAUGGGGAGCAUGGGUGCCGGGAAGAGCCCGCAGGGCCCUGGUGGAGGCGGCAUCAACGUGCAGGAGAUCCUCACCUCCAUCAUGGGCAGCCCCAGCGGCCGCCCCUCGGAGGACCUGCUCAGGCAGGCGGAGUCCUCGGACAAGCUCACGCAGAUACUGGUGCCGCACGGACUCCUAGGCCCUGGCCCGAUAGCCAAUGGUUUCCCACCAGGAGGCCCUGGGGGCCCCAAGGGUAUGCAGCACUUCCCGCCCGGGCCUGCGGCACCCAUGCCAGGUCCCCAUGGAGGCCCAGGUGGACCAGUGGCUCCACGUCUCCUGGGUCCCCCUCCACCUCCCCGAGGGGGUGACCCCUUCUGGGAUGGCCCAGGUGACCCUAUGCGGGGUGGCCCGAUGCGAGGGGGGCCAGGUCCUGGUCCUGGACCGUACCAUCGAGGCAGAGGUGGCCGAGCAGGAAAUGAGCCCCCUCCACCUCCUCCGUUCCGAGGCACCAGAGGAGGGCGAUCUGGAGCAGGACCCCCAAAUGGGCGGGGGGGCCCCCCCGGCGGGGCCAUGAGCAGUAGCGGCGGGCAUCGGCCCCACGAAGGCCCCGCUGGGGGCAUGGGCGGCAGCGGCGGGCAUCGGCCCCAUGAAGGGCCUGGACAUGGGGGGCUGCAUGGCCAUAGGCCACAUGAUGUCCCUGGUCACCGAGGCCAUGAGCAUCGAGGGCCACCUCCGCACGAGCACCGUGGCCAUGAAGGCCCUGGCCAUGGGGGAGGGCACCGAGGGCAUGACGGAGGCCACAGCCAUGGAGGAGACAUGUCAAAUCGCCCCGUCUGCCGACAUUUCAUGAUGAAGGGCAACUGCCGCUAUGAGAACAACUGUGCCUUCUACCACCCGGGCGUCAACGGGCCGCCCCUGCCCUAGGGCCGGCCCUGCACCCCUGGGCUGCAGCCUGGCUCCUUCACCCGUUAUGGCUUCUGUGAGGCCCGUUUGCCCUUCCCCAGCUGAGGAGGAGCCGGCCCUCAGCUCCCGCCGGCGCGGUUUCCGGGGGUCCGGAUCACUGCACCUCGAUGGACGUACUUCCCUCUGCUCGGGGGACUGGACGUGCUCUGGACUCCGGCCUGCGGGAGAGGAGGCCCAGCUGGCUCCCCGGGAGGCUUCCCUGCCCUGCGUCUCUUUCCAGCCUUGCCCCUGCCUGAGAACCAGGGCUGGCGACGGGGCGCCCUCCCGCCUCCUGUCUCGGGUCCUCCGUGCGCACACAGCUCUGACGUGGGCCUGCCGCGCUGGGUCACCGGGACGAGUCUGUCGUCCCUCUGGGGGCAGACGCCGAAGGGCCCUGUGUGUCCUGCAGCCCCCUGGGCUCCUUCUGGCCGGGCCGAGGGCUGACAGUCCCCAGCCCUGUGCCCCAGGCUCUGCCUGAGCCCUUUCUCAAGCCGAGCGAGGCUGCGGCCUGUCGUCAGCCCUUGAGUCUGCGAGGACGACUGGGCCCGAGGAUGACGCGCUCACGUCUGCACCGGGGAGAGUUCCAGCUGGUGAGGCUGCUGGCUUGGGGCCCUCGCUCCAGCUGCCGGGAGACCCGGGGACGUUUCGGGAGCAGCUUCCCCUCAGCUCGGGCCGCACACCCGGGCCGCCAGCCACAGGACACGCAGCUGCUGAGGGCCCCCGGGGUGCAGCCAGGUGACGUCCCCUCCCCAGUCCUCUCCUUGCUGUCAGCAUCAGUUGUUUUCUGUGAAAACAGUGGAUUGGUUGGGUUUUGAGCAGGGUCUUGGGUUACAGCCACGAUGGAUUUGAGGAUGAAUUUUUUCUUUCGGUUUUGUAUAUUUUGUACAUUAAUAAACAGUGGAACGAGAAGCAGCUUAUUUAA
Heterocephalus glaber (naked mole-rat) is the source of this 4267-nucleotide messenger RNA. It is a transcript of the gene Ppp1r10, whose product is annotated as protein phosphatase 1 regulatory subunit 10. The record is from RefSeq and is a predicted model, not a curated record. Lineage: Eukaryota; Metazoa; Chordata; Mammalia; Rodentia; Bathyergidae. Gene Ontology annotation, molecular function: metal ion binding; protein phosphatase 1 binding. Gene Ontology annotation, cellular component: PTW/PP1 phosphatase complex; nucleus; chromatin.